CAGGUACUGACAGUGAAUACAGAAAUGGAAGCCAUUAAAAUUGUAUGUUAGAAGAUUAGGUAGGCUGAGAUCUGCAGUCCCAGCACUGGGACACCUCUGAAGUAGGAGAAUGUUGAGUCGGCUAGCCUGGGCUACAUCUCAUUUAUACACACACACACACACACACACACACACACACAGAGUCUUUUUCAGUACUGUAUAGUCCUGUAACCCUUUCUUAUCUCUUUCCCCGGGUUUCUCCUUCUUCAGAACUCACCUUCAAGCUCUACCAGCGGGCCAAACACGUGUACAGUGAGGCUGCACGCGUGCUGCAGUUUAAGCAGGUGUGCGAAGAAGCACCAGACAAUGCAGUCCAGCUGCUGGGUGAGCUAAUGAACCAGAGCCACCGAAGCUGCCGGGACAUGUAUGAGUGCAGCUGCCCUGAGUUGGACCAGCUAGUGGACAUCUGCCGGAAGUUUGGGGCCAAAGGCUCACGACUUACUGGAGCAGGAUGGGGAGGCUGCACUGUAUCCCUCGUGCCCACUGACAUACUCUCCAGCUUUCUCGCAAGCGUGCAUGAAGCUUAUUACCAGGGGAACACGUCCCGCCUAGCUCGGGAGAAGCAUAGCUUAUUUGCUACCAAGCCUGGAGGCGGGGCUUUGGUUUUCCUUGAAGCCUAAAUGAUGUUCAACAUCCCAGAAAAACUAUUUUGGGCAUUCAAGAGCUGGUGGGACUUCCUGUGCCACAGUAAAUCAGUUCCUUUUCUAUUUUGUGUUGUGAGGUACAGUUGUUAUUAUCAAGAUGCAUUUCCAAAGAAAUGGUGAAAGCUAGGCUUCAUAAUGACUACUUUUCCUUCUUACAUGUAUUUUUAUGAAUCAGAGCCAAGGAUAUUGUUAGAUAGAUCUUUGAAGUAUGAUUAAGAUUUAUUGAUGUGAAGAUUUUAAAGAUGAACAGCAAAAUGUACUUUUAAUUGAACACUCCACUCCAAUUAAACUGAUACAGCUGAACUGUG
Grammomys surdaster is the source of this 991-nucleotide messenger RNA. RefSeq names its product N-acetylgalactosamine kinase-like. Gene Ontology annotation, molecular function: galactokinase activity. Bases 372 to 659 code for a protein of 95 amino acids. The record is from RefSeq and is a predicted model, not a curated record. Gene Ontology annotation, cellular component: cytosol. NCBI's taxonomy places the organism in Eukaryota, Metazoa, Chordata, Mammalia, Rodentia, Muridae. Gene Ontology annotation, biological process: galactose metabolic process. The transcript is spliced from 2 exons.